Corvus hawaiiensis (hawaiian crow) is the source of this 3231-nucleotide messenger RNA. RefSeq names its product lipin 3 (gene LPIN3). The record is from RefSeq and is a predicted model, not a curated record. Gene Ontology annotation, cellular component: nucleus. Lineage: Eukaryota; Metazoa; Chordata; Aves; Passeriformes; Corvidae. The coding region runs from base 3 to 2810 and encodes 935 amino acids. Gene Ontology annotation, molecular function: phosphatidate phosphatase activity; transcription coactivator activity. The transcript has 20 exons. Gene Ontology annotation, biological process: fatty acid catabolic process; cellular response to insulin stimulus; positive regulation of transcription by RNA polymerase II.
CCAUGAACUACAUGGGGCAGCUGGCUGAGAGCGUCUUUGUCACAGUGAAGGAGCUGUACCGGGAUCUGAACCCCGCCACCCUGUCAGGCUGCAUCGAUGUGGUCGUGGUGAGGCAGCCUGACAACUCCUUCAAGUGCUCCCCAUUUCACGUGCGCUUUGGGAAGCUGGGAGUGCUGCGCUCCAAGGAGAAGGUGGUUGACAUUGAAAUCAAUGGGGAGCCUGUGGAUCUGCACAUGAAGCUGGGAGACAAUGGAGAGGCCUUCUUUGUUGAGGAGUCAGAAGAGCAUGAGGGCAGCAUCCCCUACUUCCUCCGCACAUCCCCCAUCUACAAGGCACGGAGCCCAAAGGAUGCUGUUCAGCCCUCCUGUGAGCUGGAGGCUACCAGCGCUGGACUGAUCCUGCGCAAGAGGAGGCGACGCAAGAGAAGGCCCCAGAGGAAGGAGGUGUCGGAGUUGGGUUCUGACAGCUCUGAUGAGGCCAAAAGUGACGUGUCCAUGAAGAAGCCAUGCGAGGUGCCAGCCCCAAGUGAUGCAGCAUGUUCAUCCUUUGCUGAUCUCCUUGAAGAAACCGAGUCAUUGCAGCCCCAAGAGAUAUACCCAUACUCUGAUGGGGAGCUGCUCAGAGUGGACAGCUUCAUGCUGAGCCAUCCAUCUUCUCCCAAAAGUGAUUCUGAACUGGAGGUCAGACCACAGGAGAAUUUUGCUCUAGGGGCUGAAUCCCAUGUGAAGUGGACCUGGGGAAAGCUCCCUCAGGUGAAUAAAUUGGUGCGAGUUAAACCAGCCAAGUCCACAAAGAUGCUGCUGCAAAAGAUUGCUGCAGCAACCACCAUCUCUGCAACACUAGUCCCAGUGGAUAAGGCAACCCCUCUUGUUGCCACCUCUGAAUAUCCAGGAAGGGAUUCAAGCCCAGCAGGAGCAAAGGGCAUACCCCAUUCCUUGGCUGUGUCUGUUACUGAGCCAACGCUUGCACCCCAGGCUGGGAACAGAAUCUUCAGGCUGAAGGACAUCUUCCGUGCUGUCAGGGCAAAGAGAUUUUUGGGGACCUACUCAAACCCACAAGAGAAGCAGAAGGGAGAUGUUAGUGUUGUGCCAGAGGUUCAGCAAGAUGUGGAGCCCUGUGAGGGAGCCACUGCUCCUAGGCAGUCAGGCUCAGAAGGCCCCAAGUCCCAGCUGGAGAGGCAGAGGAAGCAAGGAUCCACCAAAAGAAGUCCUUACUUGAGUCCCAGUAACAUUUGCCUGGAAGACCUCUCCAAGCUGGACAAGAAGCAGGUGGCUCUCUAUUUCCCCAGGAGUGACACAGAGCAGACUUUGAGGCCUAUGACAGAGCCCAGCAACCCUCUGUGUGUCCAGCUGCCAUCAACCUUGCCUGCCAACCACCCCACGGACUCUGACUCGAUGCCUACAGUUGCCCUGUCACUGUGUGGGGGCCUCAGGGGCAACAGGCAGAUCUCUCAUGAGAAGUUCAUGGAGCACAUGGUUUCCUACCAGCAGUUUGCUGAGAAUCCAAGGCUCAUCAGUGACCCGAACCUGGUGAUAAUGAUCAACAACAAGUAUUACAGCUGGGCAGUGGCUGGUCCCAUAGUCCUGUCCCUGCAGGCUUUCCAGAGGAACAUUCCUGAGAGCAUCAUCGACGAACUGGUGAAGGAGAAGAUGCCCAAGAAAGACAGAAGGUGGUGGUUCUCCUGGAGGAGAGAAUUCCCAACAGACGGGCAGCAGCCGAGGCCAGGGAAAGCCAACGUGGGAACAUUGCAGCCUGACCCUGCUCAGCAGAGGCAGGAGGAAAAGGAGUCAUCCAGUGACAAUGAGUCCCAGCACCCUGGGGACGUGUUGGCAGUGGAGGCCCCUACUCAGAAACCUCUGCCAUUCUACAAGACAGGGAAAGCCAAGAUGGGAAUGCUGCAGCCUGACCCUGCUCAGCAGAGGCAGGAGGAAAAGGAGUCAUCCAGUGACAGUCAUCUCCUGCACCCUGAGGAUGUGUUGGCAGUGGAGACCCCUGCUCAGAAACGUCUGCCAACCUACAAGAAAUCCCUGCGGCUCUCCUCCGAACAAAUUGGAAGGUUGAAUCUGCAGGAUGGCCCCAACGAGGUGGCAUUCAGCGUGACAACUCAGUACCAGGGCACAUGCCGCUGUGAGGCCACCAUCUACCUGUGGAACUGGAAUGAAAAAGUGGUGAUCUCAGACAUCGAUGGCACCAUCACCAAAUCAGAUGCUCUUGGACAGAUCUUGCCGCAACUGGGUAAAGACUGGACUCAUCGUGGGAUUGUUAAACUCUUCCACAAAAUCCACCUGAACGGCUACAAGUUCCUCUACUGCUCAGCCAGGGCUAUUGGCAUGGCCCACAUCACCAAAGGCUACCUCAAAUGGGUCAGUGAGCAAGGCUGUGGCCUCCCGAUGGGCCCCAUGCUGCUUUCCCCCAGUAGCCUCUUGUCUGCCUUCCACAGGGAGGUGAUUGAGAAGAAGCCAGAGGUGUUCAAGGUCACCUGUUUGACAGACAUCCGAAAACUGUUUGCCACAAAGUGUCCCUUCUAUGCGGGUUUUGGGAACAGACCCAAUGAUGUCUACGCUUACAAGCAAAUAGGGCUGCCAGAGAGCCGCAUAUUCACAGUAAACCCCAAGGGAGAGCUGAUCCAGGAGCUCGCAAAGAACCAAAAGUCAACCUUCGAGCGGCUGUCAGAGCUGGUGGAGGUCUUCUUCCCUCCUGUGGGGCAGAGGAGGAGCGCUAGUCUGGUGUCCCCAGACUGCAGCCACUGUGCCUGCUGGAGACCUCCAGUGCCUGAUGUUGACUUAGAUGGCUUAGAUGGCUUGCCCUAACCCUAUCCCUGUGGAGACCUGACCCAGGGCUCUCCUGCCUGUUCUUUGCCAGGACUAAAUGCUCCAGAUGCACCUUGUCCUCCCUGUUUGCUGCUAGGGCAUCUUGCACUUGUAAUAGAGGUCAUGACACCCCUUAGCAGGCAGCCAAAGGGGGUAAGAGGGAGCUCUGACUCUACAAAAGCUCCAGUUGCUAAACACAAAUUCCUGAAAGCUGGGUCUCUUCUAGUGUUUAUAGCUCCUCUAAAGCCUGGCUCUUUUAAAGGUGGUGGUUGUUCACUGUUGUAUUUAUUGCUGAGCCUCUGGCAUAGCUGUUACUACCUCUGGUAUGACCAGUGUUCCAGACAGUCCAGCUCCCUGCAUUUUGGUAGCUGAAGCUGCCCACCAAUUUGUAAAGGGCAAUGGAAGAUGUUGGAGUUUUGAA